This is a messenger RNA of Salvia hispanica, 477 nucleotides long. The record is from RefSeq and is a predicted model, not a curated record. NCBI's taxonomy places the organism in Eukaryota, Viridiplantae, Streptophyta, Magnoliopsida, Lamiales, Lamiaceae.
AUGGAGUCUGUUGCAAAUUUGGCCAGGGAUGAUGGUGCAGAUGGUGUUUGUUUUAUGAACCAUGAUGUUUUUUCUGUAAACUCUACCUCUGAGUGUUUCUUUACCAAAAAUGACUGGCUAAUUGAUUCAGGAGGCACUUUUCACAUAUGUCCUUUCAAAGAUGCUUUUACUUCUCUCAAACCUGUGGAAAAUGCUUUUUUUGAGAAUGGAUACUUGCUGCCCUUGAAAAAUGUGAGAUAUGUGCCUGAUCUGAAUUAUAAUUUGCUGUCUUGCUCUUGUCUUGAAUAUGAGGGUUUUGAGUGUAAGUGGGGGCAGGGUAUUUUGAAGAUCUGUAAGGGUGUGCUAUGCCUGUUUAAAGCUGUGAAAAAGUGUAAUCUGUAUGUGUGUACUGCUAAGCCUCUAACUAGUUAUGAUCACAAUGUAAAUCUGGUUAAAAUGGAUAAGGCUUUACUGUGGCAUAAUAGACUUGGCACAUGA